GUUGCCUGUCGGACUGUUUUGUUAGGUGCGCUACGACAUGGCGUUACACUGUGGGAAAACAUGCCGGCAAUAUUUAUUACAUUUAGCUCACGACAAUGUCGACUUCAGACUGGCGGAGAUCAGAUCAUUGCUGUCUCUUGUGGGUCGGCAGUGUGGUCCAACAGAAACCUUCAAUGAAAGGUCACCCUUUUGGCGCCUGCAUGGCCUAUCAGAGGAUGACGUGAAGAGUGUUAUGGCAAGAACAGUUUGUGCCAAGUCUGCAUUUGAGCUUUGGGGUUAUGGAAGAACUGUCUCAGAGCUGAAGUCGUCAGUACUGGAAUAUCCCAAAGAGCGCAUGAUGCCUUUUCUACAACAAGAAUCAACAUACAAGAUCAAUGUCUACACUUUCAACAAGACUUUAGUGUUCAAAGACAGAAUAGAGAAGAUAGAUGCCUUGGACUUUCUCCCUUUUCAAGGUAAAGUCAAUCUGAAGGAUCCUGAUCACACUUUCUGUUUAUUAGAAGACUAUGGACUGGAUCCUAAUAACAUUCCUGACGAGCCUUUCUACAUGUAUUUUGGAAGAUUUAUUGCAGAUGGGCAGAGGGAACUAAUCCGCUCUCACAGCGUGAAGAAGAGGCACUUCAUUGGGAACACCAGCAUGGACGCAGGCCUUUCUUUUAUAAUGGCAAACCAUGGCAAAGUUAAAGCUCAUGAUUUGGUGUAUGAUCCUUUUGUUGGAACAGGUAGUCUUCUUGUUGCAUGCUCACACUUUGGAGCUUAUGUGUGUGGGACAGACAUCGAUUAUAACACUAUACAUGGAGUAGGGAAAGCCAGCAGGAAGAAUCAGAAAUGGAGAGGUCCGGAUGAGAAUAUCCGAGCGAACCUGCGACAGUACGGGACCGAGUGCUUUUAUGUGGAUGUCAUGGUGUCCGACGCAUCGAAACCUGUAUGGAGGAAAGGGGCCUUGUUCGACGCCAUUAUUACAGACCCUCCUUAUGGAAUUCGUGAAUCAACAAGGAAGACAGGUUCUCACAAAGAGAUCACGACUCCUCCUGAGAGCUUUGCUGGCGAGAAUCAUGUCCCAGUUUCCAUGGAAUACCAUCUCAGUGACAUCUUUGCUGACCUCCUGAAUUUUGCAGCUCAUCACUUGGUCAUGGGUGGACGCCUGGUUUACUGGCUUCCGGUUUAUAGACCAGAGUACUGUGAAGAGAUGGUGCCGUUACACCCCUGCCUCACACUCAUCAGCAACUGUGAGCAGACUCUGUCCAGCCACACUUCCCGAAGACUCAUCACUAUGGAGAAGACCAAGGAACCAGAGAAGGCAGAUGUGCUAGCACAGUUAGCAGACCCACGCUUCAACCCGUACCAAGGCCAUAACUCCUUCAGGGAGAAAUACUUCAGUGGCAUCACCAAAAAGAACGGAAAAGGCAGCGGAAAAGAACCGCAUCGAACAAAGGAGAACGAUGGAUGAAAUUUACGUUUUUAAAUGAGCGCAUUUAUACAAUGUAUUACUUUUAAUACAAUUCUUUGUAAUUUCAUUUUCUCACUUCUUUUAAAACUUGCAUUACCUCAGAAUGUGAUUUCAAUUAAAAAAAGCAUGCUUCUUGUCCG
Molecule: messenger RNA, 1590 nt
Organism: Hemibagrus wyckioides
Lineage: Eukaryota; Metazoa; Chordata; Actinopteri; Siluriformes; Bagridae
Gene: trmt11
Product: tRNA methyltransferase 11 homolog
Exons: 13
Coding region: 38-1450 (470 amino acids)
Biological process (GO): methylation
Cellular component (GO): cytoplasm
Molecular function (GO): nucleic acid binding
Source: RefSeq, a predicted model, not a curated record